This is a messenger RNA of Clunio marinus, 430 nucleotides long. The record is from the annotation of a GenBank genome assembly. Lineage: Eukaryota; Metazoa; Arthropoda; Insecta; Diptera; Chironomidae.
AGUCAAUGAAUACUUACUCUUAAAAAACCUUCUUUAAACUUUCUCAUUUUUGCGCUCCCUCUUCGGAGAAGAAUCUUUUUAAAAUCCGUUUCAGUUGUACUUCAGCUCUCUUUGAACUCUAAUCAUAUUAAAGAAUUAAAAAAUAUUACGAGAUGACUGUUGAAUUAGAUCCUACAGGAACCUAUUGAAAAAAUCUUAAGAACUGUAAAAAUUCGCGAUGAAGAAAAAAAAAAUGUAGCAGUUUAUUCAAAAGUUUAUACUUUUACAGAUGAAAACAGAACCGUUUUUGAACUCACUGGAUGUUCUUAUUAUGAGUAUAGAAGUUUCAAUAAAGUGACUGAAAUGAUGUGAAUUUGUCUUUAAAUGUAUCAUUUGACUUUUUAUAUAACAAAAUAAAAACUAGAACAUUAAAAUUAUAUGUUGUUUAGUU